UUUCCCAGCUCUACUGGACGUUCGAAAAAGAAAAGGUUGUGAUCUAGCGUAGUUUUGUAUUGAUUUCAUUUGGAUUUGGAUUGGAAAUUACCGCCGGAGCUGCGGUUUGGCGACGUUAUCUGCGGCAUUUCGUUGGCGUGGCGUGAGCACGCAACCACACACACACACGCACGCACUGAACGAGAGAGCGACAGGCACUGGCCCACUGGAGACUGGACAAUCCAAUCCACAAUCGACACUCCGCCAGAGAACACUCGACGUCCAGAGCAGCUUGGGAACUUUGAAUUUAACCGGAAUCAUGGCGUGGCGCUUCAAGGCUUCCAAGUACAAAAAUGCCGCACCCAUUGUGCCCAAGGCGGAGGCCUGCGUCCGCGAGAUCUGCGUGGGCAGCUAUCAGACUUAUGGCAACAAUAUCGCCGCCUCGGCCGCCUUUAUGGCCUUUAACUGGGAGCAUACCGGUAGCAGUGUGGCUGUCCUGCCGCUGGAUGAUUGCGGACGCAAGAGCAAGACAAUGCCGCUGCUCCAUGGCCAUACGGACACAGUGACAGAUCUCAAGUUUUCGCCGUUCCAUGAUGGUCUGCUGGCCACCGCUUCGCAGGAUUGCCUGGUCAAGAUCUGGCACAUUCCCGAAAAGGGCCUGGAACAGUCGCUCUCCGAUCCGGAGGCCGUCUUCUCACACAAGCAGCGACGCGUGGAAACCGUGGGCUUUCAUCCCACGGCCGAUGGCCUGAUGUACUCCACAGCCGCCGGCUGUGUGGCCCUCUUCGAUCUCAGCACCCAAAAGGAGAUCUUCUCAAACAAUGAACAUCCCGAGGUGAUUCAAUCCGCCAGCUGGCGCGAAGAUGGCUCCGUUUUGGCCACCAGCUGCAAGGACAAAUGCGUGCGUAUCUUUGAUCCCAGGGCCACCACCGGUUCGCCCAUACAAAUGACCGCUGAAUCGCAUCAGAGCAUCAAGGAUUCGCGUGUCGUCUGGCUGGGCAAUCAGACGCGCAUCCUAACCACCGGUUUCGAUGCGGCCCGCCUGCGUCAGGUGAUCAUCCGUGAUAUACGCAACUUUGGGAUACCGGAGAAAACCCUAGAAUUGGACUGCUCCACGGGCGUACUGAUGCCGCUAUUCGAUGCGGAUACCAAUAUGUUAUUCCUGGCCGGAAAGGGUGACACGACCAUCAAUUAUCUGGAGGUUACAGACAAGGAUCCGUACUUCAUUGAGGGUCUGCGUCACACCGGCGAGCAAACAAAGGGCGCUUGUUUGGUGCCAAAGCGAGCACUCAAAGUGAUGGAGGCGGAGGUGAAUCGUGUGCUGCAGCUGACCUCCAAUAUGGUCAUACCCAUUAUGUAUCAAGUGCCACGAAAGACAUACCGUGAUUUCCAUGCCGACUUGUAUCCAGAGACCAUGGGCUAUAAGACGGAACUGGUGGCCGGCGAGUGGCUGAAUGGCAGCAAUCAGGCAGUGCCCAAGAUGAGCCUGGAUCCUGCCAAGCGUGAACAUGGCGAUGAGCCAAUUAUUAUCCAUCGUGGAAAUCUCAGUGACUUGGUUAAGAAUCUGGAGAAUCAACGCUCCAAGGGCUCCACAAAGCCAAUGGCCAAGCGCAAUGACAACGAGCACUUUGUGAUGCUCAGUAAGGGCAACAAUUUUGAGGAGAAGAACGGCAACGAUAACAGCAAUCAGAGCAAUCAGAGCAAUGGCAAGAAGGUUGCUCAAUCCCAGCCCGAUGGCGAGUGCAGUGAGCUCAUACGCAAGUUUGAGGCCAAAUAUAAGGUGGAUUCCGAGAAGGAGAAGGCUCAGUCACAGUCCCAAUCCCAGGAGGAUGAUAAGGAAUCGCCCACCGAGCAUGAACAUUCGACUGGCAGCAGCGAGGAGGUAUCCUCAUCGGCGGCCAGCGGCAGCCAUUCGCCGCCCAAGCCCAUGCCACGCACAUCGCGCAAUAAUUCCCUGCCGGAGGCAGCCAGCGAUUCCGCUGGGGAGAACAACAGCGGCAGCGGCAGUGGCAGUGGCACACCACGCCCCAGGCCACGCACCACGGCAGCAGGGUCCUAUAAGCCACGCCUGGGACCCAAGCCCUUCUCCAGCACCUCGGGGGAUGUGUCAUUCGACAAGGUCUUUGCCGUGCCUCUGGCCCCCGGCUCCCAUGAGAAUAUAUCCAGCGUGGGCCAGGACAAUAGCAGUGGCGGUGGCCUGGAAAUAAUACCAACUGAGGGUGGUCCCAAACCGGAUUUAAUAGUGAAUAUUGAGAUUAAGGCCAGGGCACCACCACCAGCAGCAGCCACAGGCAAUGGCGUGCAGGUAUCGCUGACCACUUCAGAGCGACGCAAGUCCUCGGCCGACGAUGAUGAAUCAUCCGACAAGAUUUUCGAGCAAAACUCCGAAUCUUCUGGCAAUUCCACGGAGGGCGAGGAGCGGGUGGAUGGCAACCUGCAGAGGGCCACCUCCACCAGAAGCAGCAUUGCUGAGCGGCGUCGCCUGUACGAGAGCCGUUCCAAGAGCCAGGUGGACGAGAAGGCCCAGUCGCCAGUGCCAUUGCGUCGCGAACACUCCAAGGUGGAGCCCCUGAAGGUCAACAGUUUGCAGCCGCUCCAAGGCAACAAUGCCAUUGAUCCCAAGCGCAUCUCAGUGCCGGAGGGCAAGCUAAUGGAGGAACAUCGACGCGGCAAUGGCUCUGCCUCGGCCUUGGGUCUCAAGAAAUCCGCCACGGAGGCCACAUUCACCAAGCGCACCUCCACGGUCUUUGGCAAGGUGUCCAAGUUUCGGCAUUUGAAGGGCACACCCGGCCACAAGUCGACGCACAUUGAGAAUUUACGGAAUUUGAGUCGCCAGAUACCGGGCGAAUGCAAUGGUUUCCAUGCCAACCAAGAGCGUGUGGCUGUCCCACUCUCUGGGCCCGGCGGUAAGAUAGCCAUCUUUGAGUUGAGCCGGCCAGGCAGGCUGAUGGAUGGGGUUAUACCCUCGCUGGUGAAUGGCAGCAACAUCAUGGACUUCCAGUGGGAUCCCUUUGAUGCCCAACGCCUGGCCGUGGCCUGUGACGAUGGCAUUGUGAAGCUCUGGCAUAUUGAUGCUGGGGGUUUGAGUGAGCCAACCAAUACGCCAGCUGGCGAGCUGACGGCCCACCUGGACAAGAUCUAUUUUAUACGCUUCCAUCCGUUGGCCGCCGAUGUUUUGUUGACGGCCAGCUAUGACAUGACCAUCAAGCUGUGGGACUUGGUCACGCUCAGCGAGAAGUGCUCGCUCUCGGGUCACACCGAUCAGAUCUUUGACUUUGCCUGGAGUCCCUGCGGUCGUCUGGGGGCCACCGUUUGCAAGGAUGGCAAGAUUAGGGUCUACAAUCCACGCAAAUCGGAAACGCCCAUUAGAGAGGGCAAUGGACCGGUGGGUUCGCGUGGAGCCCGCAUCACCUGGGCUUUGGAUGGACAGUAUAUUGUCUGCACGGGCUUUGACAAAGUUUCGGAGCGUCAGAUAAGCGUGUACAAUGCCCAGAAGCUGGCUGCUCCUUUGAACACCGCCAGCCUGGAUGUAUCGCCCUCGAUUUUAAUACCCUUCUACGACGAAGAUAGCUCUACCUUGUUUGUCACCGGCAAGGGUGACUCCACCAUCUAUUGCUAUGAGAUUACCGACGAGGAGCCAUAUAUUUGCCCGCUGUCGCAUCAUCGCUGCACCUCGCUGCACCAGGGCCUCAGUUUCCUUACCAAGAACCAUUGCGAUGUGGCCAGCGUGGAGUUCUCCAAGGCCUAUCGCCUGACCAACACCACCAUUGAGCCGCUUAGCUUCACAGUGCCACGCAUUAAGAGCGAGCUCUUCCAAGACGAUCUGUUCCCACCCACGCGCAUCACCUGGAGCGCCACGCUGAGCGCCGAAGAUUGGUUUGCCAGCAAUGACAAGGCAGCGCCCAAGAUUAGCCUCAAGCCGGAGGGCAUGGAGACACUCUCCUCUAUACAGCAAGGCCCGGUGGCCGCCAAAAAGUCGGAACAUCAGUUUGGUGGCCAAAAGUCGGAUUACGAGAUCAACAAGCAACAGGAGAUACAAAAGUCUGUGAGCGCGCGCAUGGAGUUUACCACCAAGCUGGAGCAGGAUGACAUGGAGGGCGUGGAUGAGAACGAGUGGCAGGAGUAGCGUCAAGCGGGGGCAACCAGAGAGAUCAGUUCACAAUUUAGCGUAUAAAAAAAGAAAGAAAAAGAAAAGAAAAGAAUGAUAAACCAGAAGCAAUCCUAGACAUGACAAGGGCAGCAGACGACAUCAAGGACUCGAAAGCAAGCAAGCACACUCUCUAAGCACACACCAAAACACCCGGUACACAACCCAGAUCAACUCUUAAACCUUCUCCCGGUGCUCCUCCUUCUGGUCCUUUUCCUCCUCCUUCUCCUCCUCCUCCUCCUCCUCCUCCCCCCCUUCAACUGCAUUUGCUCAAUAAUUGCCAAACUAACAAUCGUAAGCAAAUCUUGUUUUUGUUUGAAUAUUUUACAAAUAUUUUACAUUUACAUUUUAACAUUUAACAUUUAUUAUUGUGUUUUCUAUAUAUUUUUUUUAUGUAUUUUUUGUGUUGAAAAACGUGCUAUUUAAGUAGUUAGUCGAAAAUCUAGUUUAGCCCAACUUACGCUUAGUUUUUCCCCCUAAAUUCUCUUUUCCAGUUUCGAUUCGUGGCCAUACAUAUAUAUAUAUAUAUAUAUAUAUAUAUAUAUAUAUUAUGAUAUAUAUUUUAAAUAAUGUGCGAAUGUGUGCGUGUGAGAGAGAGAGAGAGAGAAAAAGUGUAUGUGUGUCUGCCUGUUGCCUUCUCUUUCAUCUUCAUUUUUCCAACACAAAACUCUUCUAGUCUUGAACAUAGCUCGAUCCCUGAAAAACCCAACCAAAAACCCCCAUCAUUCCCUUACCGAAAAAAGCAAAAACACGAACAUAGACUGCGUAAAGACAAUUGUUUUCGAUAAUGUUUAAAUAUAAUAAUAGGUAAAUCAGUAAAUCAAACAUAAAAAGCCAAGAAUCAAACAGGAAGGAAAGCAAAACUAAACUGAUAAGAAUUCCAAGAAUACAACUAUAUAUUCCAAAAUGUAUAACGAAAAGACUUGAACAGCGGAUCCCCUGCUCUGCCAAUCCCAAAAGCCCAAAGCCCUCAUCUAAAACAAAGACAGAGAGAGGAUACUAUGUGUGUGUGUGUGAUGAGGAAAGGAUGCCACUCGAGUAGCGAGCACAAUGAUUACCAAUUACCCGUAGCGUUUUUUGUACUUGCAAUAGAAUAUAUAUGUACUUUUAUACACGA
Drosophila kikkawai is the source of this 5243-nucleotide messenger RNA. It is a transcript of the gene pod1, whose product is annotated as coronin pod1. The record is from RefSeq and is a predicted model, not a curated record. Lineage: Eukaryota; Metazoa; Arthropoda; Insecta; Diptera; Drosophilidae. Gene Ontology annotation, biological process: actin filament organization. Gene Ontology annotation, molecular function: actin filament binding.